AAAUGGAUUAGGAAUUGCAGGCGAGGAAUCCUAAAUAGUUAAUGACUGCCCAAUUUGAAGUCCUACUUGAACUCAAAUUAGUAUUGUCUUCUUCUACUCCAACCAGGACUAAUCCUUUCUAUUAUAUAUUGCUUCUGUUUUUUCUGUUUUUUUAACUUUUUUAUACUCCCAUUGAUUUGGGCUUCUGAUUGUUUAAAGUAUCGGUUACGCUUUCUUUGUGUUCUAUUUCAAGCUGCGAGAUUAUGAGCUGUUUUUGUUCUUGCGUUCGUGUUCCGGAUAAUGGAGAUGAGCUAAAUAGUUCUGGCUGUGGAAGCUGUAGCUGUCUCAGUGGCUUCUUUCACACCUUGAUCGACAAGUAUACACCAUUAUUCAGCAAUAAUCAAAUCAGGACCCAUCAACAAACUGAUGAUGGUUCAUCUCCACAGUCUCAAACUACAACAUCUGUUCCAAGAAUUUUGCCGUUCGAUGAUCAUUCUACCCACAAAUCUGUAAAUUCCUUAUUGAAGUCAUCAUUCAAUGAAAUGAAACCUGGUUAUGGCCAUGAAUCAUCGCAAGAUGAGGAUGUAUGUCCUACAUGUCUUGAAGAGUACACCCCUGAAAAUCCAAGGAUAGUUACAAAAUGUUUUCAUCAUUACCACCUUAGCUGUAUUUACGAGUGGAUGGAGAGAAGUUCAACCUGUCCUGUUUGCAGCAAGGUGAUGAAAUUUGAUGAAAUUGUUUAAUCCAAGUGAAAGUGUAGCUGGGUAUGCCAAAACUAGAGACGAUCAGAUUACUGGUGAGAGCAUAUAAAUCAUAUAAUAUCAUAGUAUAGAGAAGGCCUAGUUUUCUUUUAUUUUACUGGUACUGCAACUGUCCAACUUCAUGUUUUUGCAUGUAAUUUGAAGAAAAUUUUCAUCCUGUGGAAGGUAUUUCAAUUCAA
Messenger RNA from Mangifera indica (mango), 919 nucleotides. Its product is annotated as E3 ubiquitin-protein ligase At3g02290. Bases 243 to 722 code for a protein of 159 amino acids. The transcript is spliced from 5 exons. The record is from RefSeq and is a predicted model, not a curated record. Gene Ontology annotation, molecular function: ubiquitin-protein transferase activity. Lineage: Eukaryota; Viridiplantae; Streptophyta; Magnoliopsida; Sapindales; Anacardiaceae.